AUGCCUGACCUAGGCGCAGUUUAUUCACAUAUUGCAGUUGCUCGUCCUCUCAGGAUCUAUCCCACCCCGCUGCGCGCGUGUACGACCCCAACGCUUGUGACGAGACGUCCACUUGUGCUGUAUGGCAGUCUCACCAAAGUGGAAGGACAUACCGCUGAUGCAUUACCAAAGGCCGUCACUGUAACAGUACACGAGACCUCCAGCGCUGCCGCGAGACCACUUGUCUACUCGACGGCCUCCGCAGCGUCUGCGAGUACGACCACGACAACUUCUCAGAUUGGAGGUUUCGGGACCUGUAGCGUUCUGGAGAUCGAGUUCGAUACUGGCUUUGACGGACGGAAGGAGACAUCGUUCCAGCCGGUCAAUCAGACAUCGUACGAUCAUUGGCAUCAACUUCUGCUAACCUUAUCAUCUCAAUGGUCCGCACAGAACGUCGCCAUCAUCACACAGUUCAUGUGUGAUGCUCUCACGAACACCUGCGGUGCCAACGAGCUUGCUAAGACGACAUGUCCGUCAGCAGCAGCGGCGGCCAGCUCGGCCCCGUCGGGAUCUGGAGCACAAGCUGAUGCGUUCAAUGCCGUCUUCGGUAUCACCACAGACUUCGCGUCCGUCCCCGAGACCACCUCAGCGUCCGCUACUGCUAAUACUACGGCUUUUGCAGCCUCAACGAGCUCGACUUCGGCGGUGGCUCAGAUUGGUGACUUCUGUUCCUGCUCUGUGGCUGAAAUUGAGUUCGGCGAUGGGUUCGAUGGCUGCACAGAGGCCUCGUUCCGUCCUGCCGACCUAAGCUCGUACAAUCAUGGCUCAGCAGAUGGUAUCGCGGUCAUCACCAGCUUCAUCUGUCAACAGGUCGAUGACGCCUGCGGCGCGAACAACCUCGCGAAAACGACCUGCCAGACUGCCGCAUCCGCGGCUAGCUCUGCAGCUAUCGGUACCGGUGCACAGGCGGACGCGUUCAACGCGGUGUUCGGCAUCGCGACCGACUUUGCUGCUGUACCCGAAAUCAACGAUCAGGGCCAGACUGUAACAGCGACUGCAACUGCAUCCGCGUGA
Laetiporus sulphureus 93-53 is the source of this 1053-nucleotide messenger RNA. RefSeq lists its product as uncharacterized. NCBI's taxonomy places the organism in Eukaryota, Fungi, Basidiomycota, Agaricomycetes, Polyporales, Laetiporaceae. The transcript has 6 exons. Bases 1 to 1053 code for a protein of 350 amino acids. The record is from RefSeq and is a predicted model, not a curated record.